This is a messenger RNA of Hymenoscyphus albidus, 1155 nucleotides long. The record is from the annotation of a GenBank genome assembly. NCBI's taxonomy places the organism in Eukaryota, Fungi, Ascomycota, Leotiomycetes, Helotiales, Helotiaceae.
UUUGUGCCGUCUCCAACAACUACCACUCAACUUGGAAGAUUGUUUACAUCAAUAGUUUCUCGGCAACUCUAGAGCUUUCUGAACACAUUCCACGUCCUAGAACUGUCUCAAGACAGUGUCUCUACCAGUCAAAUAUUCCCCAAAAUGUCGGAAUACUGGAAGUCAACAGUAAAUAACUCCCCCUCCUUAUACUCAUUGAACCUCUUCUGACGUCCACUAGCCAAAAUACUGGUGCAAGCACUGCAAAAGCUUCAUCCGCGACACCAAACUCGAAAAGGCCAACCACGAAGCAACACCAAAGCAUCAAGGAAAUCUAAAGCGCUUCCUUCGAGACCUCCACCGCGGCCACGAAAAGGACGAAAAAGACAAGGACCGCGCGAAAUCCGAAGUCGCGCGAUUAAAUGGCUUAGUAUCCAAUCCUUCAUCCUCAUCCUCGUCCUCGAAAGACGGAUCGAGUUCGGCCUUUGGAAGAGGUCCAACGCCUUCAGUACCACAGCCAAGAGUUCAGGCUACGGCGGCGCAGAGGAAACAACAGCUCGCACAGUUGGCAGAGAUGGGCGUUAGUAUACCGGAUGAGUUUAGAGGGGAUAUGGCAAUGGCGGGCGAAUGGACGGUGACUUCUCAGCGGGUGUUGGAUGAGAAUGGUGAGGCGAAGAAGGAGAGUGUUGCGCUGGGUGUGAGGAAGAGAGAAGAGGACGAUGAGGGGGGGGAUACAGAUGAUGUGGAGAUUAAGAGGAAGAGGUGGGGGUCGAAAUUUAGGAGUCAUCCUGUUGAAGAGGAUGAGGGGGAUCUUGAUGCGUUGCUUGGUCAGGCUUUGGUGCAGCCGAAGUCGAAAGCUGAACCUGAAUCUGCGGAUUUACCGGUGAAGAUUGAUAUGAAGACGGAAAAAACUAAGGUUAAGGUUGAGUCUCCUCCAUCGGCUUGGAACGAAGUUCAGGAGGAGAGUGUACCGAAGCCCGAAGAGGAAGUCAAGAAAGAGUUUCCUGAUUCUUUGGCGGAUAUACCAGCCGUUGGAUCAGAAGAAAUCCCAAAGAAAGAGAGUGAAGAAGUGCCAACAGGCGUGGUAUUCAAAAAGCGCAAAGCAAAGAACAUCCGUCAAAAAUAAGAGAAGAAAAGAACUAGUAAUAGAAAACAUACUAAUAAUGGGAAAAAAAA